Oryza sativa Japonica Group (Japanese rice) is the source of this 2175-nucleotide messenger RNA. Lineage: Eukaryota; Viridiplantae; Streptophyta; Magnoliopsida; Poales; Poaceae. The record is from RefSeq and is a predicted model, not a curated record.
UAUCCUCUCUCCAGGCGCAACGGAGAGGCAGUGGGGCAUGGCGGCCGGCGGGAGAGGAGGGAGCGGCGCGGCAGCGGAGGCAUGGCUCCGGCGGCUGUGGGCGGAAGAGGAAGGGGCGGCGGAGCUUCUUUUCUCUCUCUCGGUCUCUCCUCUCUCCACGCCAUAGAUCCCUCCCUCUCCCACUUACCCGCAGCCAUGGCGGAGGACGCCCCCAGAGCCGCCGCCGCUGCCGAGGGGAGCCAGCAUGCAUCGGCCGCGGAGAGAGGCUCCGCCGCCGCUCCCGCGGCACCAGUCGCCAAGGCCGCGGAGGUGCUGCUCCCGUCCCUCAGCAUCUGGCCGCUAUCGCAGCGCACGCCGGCGAGGAGCAGACAUUGAUUUGAUUCCAAGAUUUUUUUUUUGAGCAAGGGUCAAGACCCCCAUACCAGUACAGGUUCAGCCAAAGCGGCAAGCGAUUUGAUUCCAAGAUAGUAUCAGCUUAGCUAGCAGUGGCUAGCUAGCCAUGAGCAAUAGUGGCAAGGAGCAGCGGCGGAUGGACCGGUUCAUCGUGAUCCUCUUCUCCUCCACCUGCCGCAAUGGAUCCAGCGUGGACGUCGUCGAUGGAGGCGGCAAGAGCGGCAAGAAGCCCCAAGUGAUGCUGUGUGCGUGUCUAGGCGGCGGCGGCGAGGGUGGCGGCGCGGCGGACCACCACCGCCAGCACGUGGCGCACAUCGGCUGGGAUGGCAGCACAAACACCACCACCAGCCUCCGCUCAUGGAACCGCGCCGCGCCGCGGUCCUCCUCCUCCUCCACCACCACCGCGUCCACCUCCUCAGCCUUGGCGGCGCCGGCGACAUCAAGAAGGAGUCGGCGCCGGCGGGGCCUCGGUUGUGCAGCUCCUGUCCUGCCGUCUGCCGCAGCUAGGGCCAACUCCCACCGCCCCUUCCUCUUACGCCCAUAGCUGCCGGAGCCUUGCCUCCGCCGCCGCGCCGCUCCCUCCUCUCCCGCCGGCCGCCGUGCACCACUGCCUCUCCAUCGCACCUGGAGAGAGGAUAGGGGAGAGAGAUGAAGAGAGGGAGAUGGAGGGAUAGGAGGAGGAAGAAGAAGAGGGGUGAGAAUGACAUGUGGGGCCCACGUGGGCCCCACCAUUUUUAUUAAUUUAUGUGUGAAACUGACAUGUGGGUCCCACGAGUUUUAUUAUUUUUCCGGAUUGAAUUGCAACGUAAGCGCCACAUCAGCGCCACGUCAGAUGAAGACCGAGUUAAAUUAACCACGUAGGCUCCACGUCAUCCAAAACCGCUGAGGGACCUCAUCUGCACCGGUUUUAAUAGUUGAGGGACCCGUUGUGUAUGGUUUUCUGGUUGAGGGACGAAAAUCAGAUUUGUUGACAAGUUAAGGGAUCUUAGAUGAACUUAUUGCAUGAUUAGUUAGUCUGAGGCCCAUGUGAAUAGACACAAGCAAGGCCUGUACAUAGUGUCGGCCCAAGUAAACAGAACUGAAGCCUUCAGAAAUAAGUGGGCUAUUGUAGGCUAUGUAACUGGACCUUCUGGAAUCCCAGCAAAUUCAGAUAGUGCUGACCUGUAUUUUUUUUAUUUUAUUUUGGAUUCAGUCGUGUUAGUUGACAUGUCGCGGUCACCAUGGAUAAAGAGAGCAUGUGUACUCUUUGAUUUCUACUUUAAAAACAGUUUCAAUUGAUUUGUUGAUUAGGACAAUUGGGGCUUAUAGUCCAAUAAGCGAGAUAAAACCCUCCCGUUUUAUCAAUUCAUUGCUGAUUGAUAUUCUUUUUUCGAAACGCGGUACAAUGAGUUAUUAAGAUUUUCUGUUAAGUCACAUGAUCUUAGCGGUAAAAAGGAAAACUAUCCAUUUUCAUGGUUCACAUGAAGCUCUAUUAUAACGCAGGUUCAUAUAAGUUACUGGUAAACAUAAAUAAUUCAAAACCGUCUCCAACUCGAAGUAACAUUAACGAAUUAAUUCAUUCAUCUAACGCACAAAAAGAAAUAGAGGGAACACAAUCAAAUACCAAUUUGAUCCUCUCCAUUACCCUCGUUACGAACGAUCACAACAAAACGAGCACUUUGCGAUUAUUCCUUUGUACACGAGCAAUUUCACCACUAUAUACAUUUCAACAAUUAAAUCACACACGAACGCCCAACACAUGCAUGAUAAUAAAUCAUUCAUAAAUCACGUGUCUAACACGAA